CCAGCUGCCCAGAGAGGGCAUGGAGUCUCCCUCCCUGGAGAUACUCCAGAAGCAUCUGGAUGCAAUCCUGUGCCAUGUGCUCAGGGAUGACCCUCACUCAGCUGGGAGGGUGGACCAGAAGACCCUGCUGUGUUCCCUUCCAACCUGACCCGUUCUGUGUUUCUCAGACUUUGUGACAGAUGAAAGUGGCAACAGGCUCAUGGGCGACCGGAAAGAGAAAUGCAGCAAAAUCAAACUGUGGGCGGGUGCAGAGAGCGGGCGGCAGCCCGCAGGCGCUGAGCGGAGCAUGGCUGGCCAAGGAAGAGCAGUACAAGCGACUGAAUGCAGAAUUAGAAGCCAAAACAGAAAAACUGGUGCGUCAGGCUGAAGAACUGAUGAAAGGCCAACAGAAGAUACUAUCUCAGCCAGUUUCAGCACAGAGUAAGUCACCUGAAGAUGACAGACAGAGACAUCCACUCUGUCCCGAAGUUUCAUCUCUUACACACUCGCUUGCAAAGGUAGAAAACAAGAAGAAAUUUCCUUCUGUGCCCACAGCUCAGAACAGACCAUACUCUGCAAGUAAGGGAAAAAGAACAACUUCAAGUUCAAAAAUAAGAAAUGUGGAAGUGCAAAGUGCUGAUGGUGUUGCAGUACUGGAAGAUUGCAUAGGUUUUUCUUUAACAAAAACAAUUAGCAAAGUUGAAGAAAGACUAAAGAAAGGAGUCUUACCAGACUGUCAAGAUGAUGAUAUUUUUCCAAGGGCUGGAAAUGAAAUGGGAGCAGAAGCUCAAAUCAGAUUUCUUAAGGCAAAAUUACGUGUGAUGCAGGAAGACCUGGCAAAUAUAGUGUUUGAAUGCAGGAAAAAGGAUGAUGAAAAUCGGAAUUUGGGAACUCGGCUUAAAGAUACUGAGGAAGAAAACUCAAGACUGCAACGAACAAUCAGCCUGCAGCAGUCUCAGAUUGAGAAGUACAAAAUGUUGUCACAAGAAGCAAACAAAAAAACUGAAGGGUUACAACAAGAGGUCACUGCACUAGAAAAGGAAUUGGAGAGUCUAAAGCGUGCCCAGAAGCAGGCUGCAGCCACGCAGAGUGCAACAGAGGUUCGUUUAAACAGGGCCUUGGAAGAGGUGGAGAAGCACAAAGGGGAGCUGAAUAAACUGAAGCAAAGCAACAAGGAUGUAGCUAACCAAGAACUCAAAACGAUCGAAGAGUUAAAAACAGAAAACAAGAAACUGCAGAAACAAAAAGGAGAGCUAAUUACAGGUUUUAAAAAGCAGUUAAAGUUAAUUGAUAUUUUGAAGAGACAAAAGAUGCACAUUGAAGCUGCCAAGAUGCUUUCUUUUACCGAAGAGGAAUUCAUGAAAGCUCUUGAGUGGGGAAAUUAUUGAUCCCAUUAAAUAACUUCUGUUUGAAA
This is a messenger RNA of Passer domesticus (house sparrow), 1393 nucleotides long. RefSeq names its product testis expressed 9 (gene TEX9). NCBI's taxonomy places the organism in Eukaryota, Metazoa, Chordata, Aves, Passeriformes, Passeridae. The record is from RefSeq and is a predicted model, not a curated record. The transcript has 12 exons. Bases 180 to 1367 code for a protein of 395 amino acids.